Acanthosepion pharaonis is the source of this 552-nucleotide messenger RNA. The record is from the annotation of a GenBank genome assembly. NCBI's taxonomy places the organism in Eukaryota, Metazoa, Mollusca, Cephalopoda, Sepiida, Sepiidae.
AUGUCAGUGGCUGCAGAAGAAUGCCCUCAGUGCGAACAACUUCUAGACCAAUUUGUUUCCCAGACAAUGUUCAAGGUGCAGCGAGAGUUUUGCCCCAAAUGCUCUCAGCAGACAAGAACGACUGAAUGGACUUAUGAAUUCAAUGAUGAUUACAAAAUAGAAGAUUUCAAAUGGGGCACUAUUGAAGAAUUUAAUGUGAAUUUAGGAAAGAAGCUGAUUGAAGACUAUGUCAAGACUUGGGACUAUGAUGCAAGCUGGUUAUUUUGCAUUGACUUCCUUAGGAGAGAAGAAUUUGAAUUUGAUACUCAUUACAAGUAUCAAGUUCGUUGGAGUAUACCAACGAGAUGUAAGCCUAUUCCUCGAGCAACCGCUAGUAUCUUUUUUACCUUUCUGCUUUCAAAGGUUAAACCAAAGAACUAUCCUGUUGAAGUGUUUUAUGUUCUAGAGACAAAUCGUCUUAUUCACAGAACUAACGAAAGCCGAUUCCGAGAAGAAUGGCUCAAGGACAUUAUUGAAAGCAAAACUCUUCUAAUUUCUUCGGUAGAUUUUUAA